ACGCGCGGAGUGGGGUGGGGCAGGCUAAGCGAGCGCUGGCGUGUGGAAGAGGGAGUCCGGCAGCCGCGAUUGCUCCUGGACCCCGCCCCGAUCAGGCUUCUCCGCCCUGCCGAGCGCUCAGAGCAAGAGGAUGCGUGAGCGCCUCCUCGAGGAGCAGCAGGCGGCGCUACUCGGUCAGGUUAUAAAGCAGCUAAAUGGAGUCUGAGCAGCUGUUCCGUAGGGGCUACUAUCGAAAUAGUUACAACAGCAUAACCAGUGCAAGCAGCGAUGAGGAACUUUUAGAUGGAGCAGGUGUCAUUAUGGACUUUCAGACUUCUGAAGAUGACAAUUUGUUAGAUGGUGAUGCAUCAGUUGGAACUCAUUAUACAAUGACAAAUGGAGGAAGCAUUAAUAGUUCAACACACUUACUGGACCUCUUGGAUGAACCCAUUCCUGGAGUUGGAACAUACGAUGACUUCCACACCAUUGACUGGGUGCGAGAGAAGUGCAAAGACAGAGAAAGGCACAGACGGAUUAACAGCAAGAAGAAAGAAUCAGCCUGGGAGAUGGCAAAAAGUUUGUAUGAUGCAUGGUCAGGAUGGCUAGUAGUCACACUAACUGGUUUGGCAUCAGGGGCAUUGGCAGGGUUGAUAGACAUUGCUGCUGAUUGGAUGACUGACUUAAAGGAAGGCAUUUGCCUUGAUGCUUUGUGGUUUAACCAUGAACAGUGUUGUUGGGGAUCAAAUAAGACAACAUUUGAAGAGAGAGACAAAUGUCCACAGUGGAAAACAUGGGCGGAACUAAUAAUUGGUCAAGCAGAAGGUCCAGGUUCAUACAUUAUGAACUACAUCAUGUACAUUUUCUGGGCCUUGAGCUUUGCCUUCCUAGCAGUUUCUCUGGUGAAAGUGUUUGCUCCCUAUGCCUGCGGCUCUGGGAUUCCAGAGAUUAAAACUAUUUUGAGCGGCUUCAUCAUCCGAGGUUACUUGGGCAAAUGGACCUUGAUGAUAAAAACCAUCACGUUAGUCUUGGCUGUAGCAUCAGGUUUGAGUUUAGGAAAGGAGGGUCCUCUGGUACAUGUUGCCUGUUGCUGUGGGAAUAUUUUUUCCUACCUCUUUCCAAAGUACAGUACAAAUGAAGCUAAGAAAAGGGAGGUGUUAUCAGCUGCUUCAGCAGCAGGAGUAUCAGUAGCCUUUGGUGCCCCAAUUGGUGGCGUCCUUUUUAGUUUGGAAGAGGUCAGUUAUUAUUUCCCACUGAAAACUUUAUGGAGGUCCUUUUUUGCUGCUUUAGUGGCUGCAUUCGUUUUGAGGUCCAUCAAUCCUUUUGGCAACAGCCGUCUUGUCCUUUUUUAUGUGGAAUACCACACCCCUUGGUACCUUUUUGAACUGUUUCCGUUCAUUCUUCUGGGAGUGUUUGGUGGGCUGUGGGGAGCAUUUUUCAUCCGUGCAAACAUCGCCUGGUGUCGCCGACGCAAAUCAACAAAAUUUGGGAAAUAUCCUGUCCUGGAGGUCAUCAUUGUUGCAGCAGUAACAGCUGUUAUUGCCUUUCCUAAUCCAUACACAAGGCUCAACACCAGUGAGCUUAUUAAACAGCUCUUCACAGACUGUGGGCCGUUAGAAUCUUCCUCUCUAUGUGACUACAGAAAUGACAUGAAUGCCAGUAAGAUAGUAGAUAUUCCUGAUCGCCCAGCAGGCACUGGAGUUUAUUCAGCUAUAUGGCAGCUGUGUUUAGCACUUAUAUUUAAAAUAAUUAUGACAGUCUUCACCUUUGGUAUCAAGGUUCCAUCAGGUUUGUUCAUACCUAGUAUGGCAAUUGGAGCAAUAGCAGGAAGGAUUGUGGGAAUUGCAGUGGAGCAGUUGGCCUAUUAUCACCAUGACUGGUUUAUCUUCAAGGAGUGGUGUGAAGUUGGAGCUGACUGUAUCACACCGGGCCUAUAUGCCAUGGUUGGUGCUGCUGCAUGCUUAGGUGGUGUGACAAGGAUGACUGUCUCCCUAGUGGUCAUUGUAUUUGAGCUCACAGGUGGGCUGGAGUACAUUGUACCUCUCAUGGCUGCAGUAAUGACCAGUAAGUGGGUGGGUGACGCCUUUGGUAGGGAAGGCAUCUAUGAAGCACACAUCCGACUGAAUGGCUAUCCUUUCUUGGAUGCUAAAGAAGAAUUCACUCACACAACACUGGCUGCUGACGUUAUGAGACCUCGAAGAAGUGAUCCACCCUUAGCAGUACUGACACAGGACAACAUGACAGUGGAAGAUAUAGAAAACCUGAUCAAUGAAACCAGCUAUAAUGGUUUCCCUGUUAUAAUGUCAAAAGAGUCUCAGAGACUAGUGGGAUUUGCUUUAAGAAGAGACUUAACUAUUGCAAUAGAAAGUGCUAGAAAGAAGCAGGAAGGUAUUGUUGGCAGUUCCAGAGUCUGUUUUGCCCAGCAUACUCCAUCACUUCCAGCAGAAAGUCCUCGGCCGUUGAAACUUAGAAGCAUUCUUGAUAUGAGCCCUUUCACCGUGACAGAUCACACACCAAUGGAGAUAGUGGUGGAUAUUUUCCGCAAGCUGGGUCUGAGGCAAUGCCUUGUAACACACAAUGGGAUUGUCUUGGGGAUCAUCACAAAGAAGAACAUAUUAGAGCACCUCGAGCAACUAAAGCAGCACGUCGAACCCUUGACGCCUCCUUGGCAUUAUAACAAAAAAAGAUAUCCUCCGUCAUAUGGCCCAGACGGCAAACCAAGACCCCGCGUCAAUAAUGUUCAACUGAACCCCAUAGCUGAGGAGAGAGAGGAAACUGAAGAGGAGGUUCAUUUGUUGAACAGUACAACGCUUUAGCCUGAGGGAUUCUUCUGUGGUUGGAAAUGAGAGCUGGAUUUUUGCAUAACAGUGCUGUUGGCAUUCAAGAGUUGGUCUGGGGGAAUGUGGAGAGAAGGAAGAGUGAUGUUCCUCAGUGUAACACGGGAAGAGUGAACCUCUGCUAUCCUGCACUGGAUGCGUUCCAUGAUGACAGAUCUGCCAUGAUGGUGCAGUGCGAAAGCUGGAUCAGAAGACAGAAUUCUCCAAUCCCUAGCCUAGUAUUGAAGAGAUGCAUUGUUAGUCCCUGUUUCCAGAGGGAUCACUUGAAUUGAGCCAUCUUUUGAAGACUGCAAGGUCUUGCCUUUUUUACCAUUGAAAACUGUUGUGUUAACUCAUGAAAUAUAUAGUUAUUACACAUCAUCUUUCUACAUUCCAGAAGAGCUUUUAUUUCUCUCUCCCUCUCUCUCUCCUGAGGCGUAACAAAGCCUCUUUAUAAUUGGUGUGCCCUUUGGAAGCAGUAGUUUCUCAUAUUGAGAUGUACUGUGACUUACCAAGGUUUGAUCACAAGAAGGGAGGUUUUUUGUGCCAUUAAACAUGUAGUUUGUACAUCAUGAAAUGCUUGGGGCAGUAUGGAUCUGCUUCAGCAAAAGCAGAUUGAACAGGUAAUACCUUGUGUGAAUUUUGCACCCUAGGUGCUGCGAUUUCAGAAAAAUUAAAAAUAGAUGAAACUCAAGUUUCUAGGAGAAAUUUUUGCUGCAGAAUAUAUCAAUAAUGUGACCUGGUCUUAUGCAAUUUUUGUAUUAUUGAAAACACUGACAUAUACCAAUGUUGUGCAGAAUAAGGAAAAAGUACUGCUACUCUGAUAACUAAGAACAGGAACAAUUCUGUACUAUCCGAUGGUAAUUGCAUGCAGAAACACUGGACAUAUUUUUUACAUUACAUUAAAAUCAGUCAUCUUUAGUUUUCUUUUUCCACAAAAAGAUGUUCCACUGCUGACACUGAAGAAAGAAAUGUAAUUCAUAACUUGCACUAAAUGUAUAUUUUUUUCUUAAAAUUUUACCAUUCUUUAUUUAUAUUUUUAUGGAUUAAAAUAUAUUAAAUACAAAUCAGUUAAUAUCUUACUUAACUAAUUCUACCUUUCCAUUGAUUUUUAUAGAGUAAUUCAAAAUCCUCUACACAUAAUGGAGGGUUGGGAAGAAGUUUACAACUUGAUGAAGGGUUUAAAAAAGUAGUGAUUUCUUUAUGAUCCAACACGUGCAUAAUAGCAUUUUCAAGCCUCCCUUUCACUGCCAUAACCUUGAGGUGUCCAUUUGUUUAUUAUUACAAAACAGAAUAAAACUACAAAUACUCUUUUUAAACACUGCAGGGUUUUAAAAAUAAUGGAAAUAAUUGUUAAGCCUGUUGUGACUGACUUUUGUUUAAGAAUCUAGAAAUGUACUGGCUGAAAGGUCGGAUGAAAUUUAGCUUUUUAGAAAACAAAACAAAAACUUACUUGAAAUGUUGAGUGGGUUUUAAACUCCAGCAGCAACACACACUUUAGCAGGCUAUCAGAUUCAGAAGAUUUUUUUUUCUUUUGAGAAAACCUAUCUUAAUCUUUAGCUGAACAUGUUUAUCUAUCAGGUUUAAAAAAAAUACCACACACAAAGAAAAGGCAACAUCCCAAGAAAGUAUUGUCCCCAAAAGUAAAACUAUAAAGUAGUGAUGGGGCAAUUAAAAUCUGGUGGGUAGAUUAAAUUCAUGUUUUGGUAAAUUCAUUAAAUUUAUAACUUGAAAUUAGAGACAAUGACCUCCUAAUGUUAAUAUUCCCUAAAACUAAGACAUUUCUUUAACCUGUUAUGUUUCGAUAAAUCUUAGUUACUUUUAGCACUUGUUGUCUUGAGGGCACUGAUUCAGAAAAGAACUAGGUAAGUGCUUCAUUUUAGCAUGAGUAAUCUCACUGAAGCCUAUAAGACUAGUAGCAUGCUUAAAAGUAAUGCAUGUGUUUACAUGCUUCUCUGAAUCAGGACUGAUUAUAAAACUGUAAUGAAUGUUUAAAUUUUGCUGUCUCUGACCUCUGGUCCCAGUAGAAAACAUAAUAUUUUUCUGCAGUGCCUAUUGUGUGCUCACUAUGGUCAGUCCCUUUUUAAAAGUUGGUUUGGAACUAAAGCAGGGAACCAAGCUGCUAUUAAAAUGGAAGUUUUGCAACUAACUUACUUUAAUUUUCUAAUUGAAGCAAAUAUGUAAUGGGUCAAAUUAUGCUGUAUUACAGCUGUCGAACCAUUACAUGAGUCUGAAGCAGCGUACUCGUUAUCUCUGGCUAGUCCUGAUUUCAACUGAUCUGAGCGCAGGAUUUGGCUUGCCUGUAGGAGGCAGUUCAGGAGGUUGCCUGUGAUGCUGCCUUUCAUCAUCGAGCUAAAACUUCUUGGUCUGCCUUGUAGUUGAAGGAUAUAAACAUAACAUGCUUUUAUUAAAAAAAAAAAAAACAAAAAAAAAAAAACCAAAGUUUUUUAAUCACUUUGAAACCCCACUCCCACCCUUGCUGCUAACUUUACGAUAAGACACACCAGUGACCUAGUUCUGCUUUCACACUGCAUGAAGUGAAACAAUACAAUUCAUGUCCCUGCUAUCUUUUCGUUUUAGCUGUAGAUCCAAGUGCAACAUUUGUAUUGUGCUGAUCUCAUGCACCUCUGUUCACUGUUCUUACCUACUAUGCUUUCUUCACUGAUAUUUGACAUUCUUAUCUAGUCAUCCUACAUUAGAAAUUCUGAUAUUGAGUAAGUGUGCCUGUGCUGUUGAACAAAAUGGUUUGUUUUCUAAUGUAAAAUUUCCAGCGCCUUAUUACAGUUACUAAUUUGAGCAGAUGUGGUAGAUGGGGUGAGGGUGUCAGCAUCUUUUUGUUUUUAAACUAUUCAGUUACUGGUUCAUGAAGAAUGCAUAGUUUGUUAAUCUGUGAUGUUGCUUAGAGCUGUAUUUAAUAUUGAUCUUAAUGUUUUUAUUUAUAAUAGUGUGGUAGAGUUGCAUAUCAUUACAGUAAAAACUGAUUACAGUAAAAACUGAUUACUGUAAUGAUUCAAUCAUAAACAUAUUAAAAAAAUUCUGUAUGA
Gopherus flavomarginatus (Mexican gopher tortoise) is the source of this 5836-nucleotide messenger RNA. It is a transcript of the gene CLCN3, whose product is annotated as chloride voltage-gated channel 3. The transcript is spliced from 14 exons. Gene Ontology annotation, molecular function: voltage-gated chloride channel activity. The record is from RefSeq and is a predicted model, not a curated record. Gene Ontology annotation, biological process: transmembrane transport; chloride transport. Gene Ontology annotation, cellular component: Golgi apparatus; early endosome; synaptic vesicle. NCBI's taxonomy places the organism in Eukaryota, Metazoa, Chordata, Testudines, Testudinidae. Bases 195 to 2792 code for a protein of 865 amino acids.